UUUUUCCUGCGAGGAUCCAGCCGCUCGGGAGCCCUGAUGCAGGUGCGCACGCGCCGGCAGAGACUCAGAGUCCGCACGCCGUGGCUCGCGGUCUAGGAUGUUGCGGCACGCGGUGCGCGAAGGGCUGCGCGCGUUCUUUCACAAUCUGGGUCACUUCGUCGCAAACCACCCGGUGCUGUUCGCCUCGGCGCCCGUGCUCCUGUCCGUGCUGCUGGGCGCCAGUUUCAGCAGAUACCGCGUGGAGGAGCAAGUGGAGUACCUGCUGGCACCCAAGCACAGCCUGGCCAAGAUCGAGGGCAACCUGGUGGAUAGUCUGUUCCCCGUGAACCGCUCCAAGCACACGCUUUACUCGGACCUGCAGACCCCGGGCCGGUACGGGCGCGUGAUUGUCACCUCGCGCAGGGGGAGCGUGCUCGAUCCGCACUACGUUGACCUGGUCCUGAAGCUCCACAGUGCCAUCACCCACAUCCAGGUUCCCAUGCUGGGCUUCAACUACACCUUCUCCCACCUCUGCCUGCUGGACAACAGCCAGAACUGCAUCGUAGACGACAUCCUCCAAGUGCUGGAUGAGAUUCAAACAGCGAAAUCGUCUAAUCGCAGCGCGCCGCUCGUACGCUACCCUAUCACGAGACUCAAGGAUGGCCGCGAGGCCUACAUCGGGCACCAGCUGGGCGGGGUUCAGACCGGCGGCAGCGGCCGAGACACCGUCCGCGUCACCCGCGCCCUCCAGCUGACCUACUAUCUGCAGGUAGCCAGCGCGCUCAACGAGAUGGUAGCGGCACGCUGGGAGCUCCAGUUCUGCCGGGAGCUGGAACGUUUCGGCGCGGCGCACCCGGAACUGGGGCUUCACCCAUUCACCUCGUCCACACUGCAGAGAGACUUCCAGAGGACCAGCCGGGUGUCUGAGCGCCCGCUGCUGUUCAGCCUGGGUGCAUGCCUAUCGCUGGCUGUGCUGUGCUGCUCGAUGAAGGACUGUGUACGCACCAAGCCCUGGCUGGGCAUCCUGGCGCUGGUCACGGUCAGCCUGGCUACCCUCACCUCGGCCGGGAUAUUCAACCUCACCGGGGGGAAAUACAACUCCACGUACCUCGGGAUUCCCUUCGUCAUGCUAGGUCACGGCCUGUUCGGCACAUUCGAGAUGCUGUCUUCCUGGCGCCGGACCCGAGAAGACCAGCACGUGAAGGAACGAGUGGCGGCCGUGUUCUCUGACUGCAUGCUCCCCUUCACAGCCAGCACGGCCCUUCACCUGGUGACCUUCGGAAUCGGAGCCAGCCCCUUCACCAACAUCGAGGCGGUACGUCUCUUCUGCCGCAUCGCCUGCAUCUCUGUGCUCUUGAACUACCUCUACGUCCUGGCCUUCUACGGCUCCAACCUUGUGUUCGCCGGCUACCUUGAGAACAACUAUCGCCACAGCCUGUUUUGCAAGCGCGUCCCCAAGCCCGAGUCGCUCCAGCAAAAGCCGGUGUGGUACCGCUUCCUUAUGUACACGCAUUACAACGAGGAGGCGGGCGAACCCGGCGAGCUGCACGUCUACGAGACGCACUUGCUGGUGGCCUUUAUGAAACGAUACUAUUGUGACUGGAUUACCAACACUUACGUCAAACCCUUUGUGGUGCUUUUUUACCUAGUAUAUAUCUCGUUUGCACUGAUGGGCUACCUGCAAGUGAGCGAGGGAUCGGACCUCAGUAACGUGGUGGCCAAAGAGACCAGCACCAUUGCCUACACUAGGGCUCAGCAACACUACUUCAGUAGUUACAGUCCUGUAAUUGGCUUCUACAUAUACGAGUCCAUUGAAUACUGGAAUACCAGCGUGCAGGAGGACCUGCUCGAGUACAGCAAAGGGUUUGAACGGAUCUCUUGGUUCGAGAGCUACCUGAACUACCUGCACGGGCAGAACAUGACCACCAGCCUGCCCCGCAGAAACUUCACCGAGCAAUUGCGCUCGGGCUUCCUCCGGCAGCCUCGCUACGUGCACUUCUCGGACGACAUCAUUUUCGCCAAGCGAGCCGACGGAGACUUCGACGUCGUGGCCUCCCGGAUGUUCCUGGUGGCCAAGACGACGGAAAACAAGCGAGAGGAGAUGUCCAUUCUGUUGGACACGCUACGUAAGCUCUCGCUGACCUCCAGGGUCAAGUUCAUCAUCUUCAACCCUUCCUUCGUGUACAUGGACCGCUACGCCUCGUCGGUAGGUGCACCAUUGAAGAACUCGUGCAUCGCCGGUUUGUUCUUGCUCUUCUUUUCGACCUUUCUGGCUGCCGACCCGCUCGUGAAUGCCUGGCUGACUGUCACGGUGGCCUCCGUGGAGUUUGGCUUGAUAGGCUUCAUGACCCUGUGGCAGGUGGAGCUGGACUGUGUGUCAGUGCUGUGCCUGAUCUACGGGGUCAACUACGCAGUGGACUCGAGCGCGCCUCUGAUAUCAGCCUUCGUGUUCGGUAGGGAAUCAACACGCACACGAUGGGUCAAGGUGUCCUUGGAGCGGCACGGGGUCCCGGCGCUGCAGAGUUAUAUGUGUUACAGCGCCGCGCUCCUGCCUCUGGCUGCCGUGCCGUCCAACCUCACUCGCACGCUAUUCAAGUGUCUUUUCCUGACCGCCCUCAUUACUGCCUUCCACUGUCUGGCUAUCUUGCCCGUCCUUCUAACCUUCUUACCUCCUUCCAAGAAGAAGAGGAGAAAGAGAAAGAACGUGGCUGAGAACCGGGAAGAUAUUGAGUGCGUAGAAAUGGUGGAUAGUACUCGAGUGGUUGAUCAGAUUACUACCGUCUAG
This is a messenger RNA of Trichomycterus rosablanca, 2764 nucleotides long. RefSeq names its product patched domain containing 1 (gene ptchd1). Bases 98 to 2764 code for a protein of 888 amino acids. The transcript is spliced from 3 exons. Gene Ontology annotation, biological process: chemical synaptic transmission; cognition. Lineage: Eukaryota; Metazoa; Chordata; Actinopteri; Siluriformes; Trichomycteridae. The record is from RefSeq and is a predicted model, not a curated record. Gene Ontology annotation, cellular component: synapse; plasma membrane.